CUGAUGGAGCCAGAUGAAAAAGGCAGGAGGCGAGCCCCUCCGGUUGCGCGUCAGCAUCCCCUCAAAUAGAAAUCCGCCUCUGUCACUUCUGCCCUGCACACUGACAGACGGACGCCUGCAACCCUGAAAUAGCAAUUUAUAGGAGGCAAAUCCCAUUUAGCAUGCUGCGAUAUUUGGUGAAUGUGAUGCCAAAGAAGAACAGUAAGGUGUAGCUAUAAGGAGACUGGGGCAUUACAGAGAAUGAUAGUGAAGACCAAGGCGCGCUGUCCCAGGAGAACUCAUCUGAAGAGCUGGCCGUGAGAGACCGGGAUGCUCCUCUAACACACCGGAGCCAAGUUUUCCUGAUUACACGGUCUAAGUUGCAGUGCUGGAGCUUAAGUGAAAGCGAGGGAGUGAGAAAGACGCAUUGGGUGUCAUGGACGGCAGCGGAGGAACAACUUCAGGGAAUCCUACCUACCAAAACCUGCUGCUCCUCGGAGCCAUUGCAGCAGCCUCCGCCUUUGUGGUCACCAUCCUUAUUGUCCUUGUCUGCGUAGGCUGCCAAAGAAAAAGCAAGAGCAAGCACCCCCCAGCCGGAGAGAAAGGGACAUCAGUAAAUAUGCAGGGUACGCUUCGGCAUCCAAAACUAAACUCCAUGAGUAAAUCUGACACCAGGCUGCAUGAGAUCAAUCGCUUUCCCUGCAAUGGAAACUCUGUUAGUAAAAGCCGCCCAGCCAGUAUGGACCUCCUGCUCCUUCACAGUCGGCGCUCCCAGACAGACCUGAGACCCUCCCAUGGACGCCAGCUCCCUCAGAUUCCCACCAGUACACAGGAAUCGGGCCAGGGAGGAGGAGGGGAUGCAGCUAGAGACCAUACCUACACUGAAGUUGGCCUGCGCAAUAACCCCACCCCUACCCAUUACCCGGAUGAUGGUUUAUAUGAAAGCGUUGGUGUCCGGGAAGGUGAUGCAGGCCCCAAGGUCCUCUCUGCACCACCUACAACAUCGGCCAACACUCCGGCUACAGUCAGAGCAGCCCAAAGCCCCCCAGGUCAUACUAAUGGAGCUCGUAAUGGAAACGGGCAUGGGAACGAUGUCAGAGGGAAUGGCAGGGGGAAUGGCACCAUCAGUGGAACAAUGACAGGAAGAAGUAAUGGGGCAAGUGGGGCAAACAGGUCCCCUCUGUCCUCUGUCAACUCCCUGGCCAUUCAAGAUUCAUCCGCAGCUGAGUAUGCUUCCAUACGGAAGUUUAGAAAGGUUGACAAGUUAAACAGGAAGGAGAAUAACGGAGCUGACAGCCAGUCAGACAGCCAAUCGAGCGUGAGUGAUUCACCCUCUGCUGGUCCUCCUCCACUGCACCGCAGUCAGGAGUUUCCACGCAAACCACUGGAGCCAUUUCACCUGCACUCCUUCCCAAAGGAAGCCGUGUUCAUGGGCAAUGGGGAGCAGUAUAUCUGGAAGCCUCCAGAGGAUGAUGACAUUAUCACCUUGCACCCACCUCCUCUCCGUGGAGAGAACGGACAGGGGCACCCAUCACCCCCAACUGCAAAGGAGAUUGCAGACACUUACUCUAUCGUAUGUAAAACCCAGAAAAAGAAGCCUCCAAUGGAGCACAAUGGAGCAAAGACCCUCCCACGUUCCUUUGGUGGGGAGAGAGGAAACCAGAGUUCUCGAGGCCGUGGCAGAGGUGUCCAGGGCCAGGCACGCUCCCAGGAGGAGCCCUGCUACGAGCCAGUAGGAGACAGAUCCUGGUCUUCUUCGGUGGUCGAAUCAGAUCCUGCUUAUGCUUGUAUCGACACCCACCGGAAACGUGAGCAAGGGGGACCCAUUAACAACACAGGUGGGAGUAGUGCCACUCUGAAGAGAAAGAAGCAGACACCCCAGCAGCAGGCAGCACCGGCUGCACCUCAAGGCUCAGGACCCACCGCCACUCCAGCUAAAAGCCUCCCUGGUGGGGAAAACUUCUAUGAGACUAUCAGCGAUGUUAAACAAGGGGCCAAUAGCUCCAGCACUACCACGAUCUUCACAUUCAAUGAUGGGAUGGAGAUGUAUGUCACUGGCCUGUAGCACACUGGUAGGCAGAGAGAGCCCAGAAUCCACCGGGCUCUUCCUGUUCGCUGGCCAGCAGGUUGAUGUACAUAGACACAAGGCGGGCCCUCUAUAUUCAGUCAACGUGAGGAUUCAUUUUGUGUUGACAUCAGGUACAAACAGGGUCUUAAUCCAGGUUCAGACUUCCUUUUAUUGGUCUGUAUUUCAGAACCAGGCUAAGCCUAGUCCAGCCCAAAAUAUGGACUAAAUACAUUUGAACAAAAACAAAAAAAAACGAAGAUAAAAACAGCUACAAAAAAAAAGAAAAAAACCUGAAAUAUACAUCUUCAGUGUUCUGUGUUACUGGCCAUAUUCACCUGUUUGUGCAUCAUUUUCCAUAAUAUCUAUAUUUUUAUAUGAACACUGUACUCUUAAGAGUAUGUGGUGAAACUCACACCCUGAGAAAAACAAAAACACACACACUAUCAAUAAAUAAAGAAAGAAAGAAAUAAAAAAAAGAAAUGUGCAUGCUUUGUGCAAACUCACAUAAAGAUAGAUAUGAAAAUAGACUAAAGUAGCAAUGAAAAUGGAUAUUUAAGGAGUAUGAGGUACCAGUACAAAUACCUGCCUCACCAUUGGGUACCUUAAGAAACAUAAGCACAUAUAUGUCACAGAUUUUUGUGACGCUUCGCUUUCUCUAAACAAACAUGAAACAGGUUUUCACUGACCUGUUGCCUGGCAGACAGCGUUGUGGUGCUUUGUUCAAACAUAGGUCUAUAAUUUGCAGGCCUGCUCAAACACAUUAGUAAAUGAAGGUAAUCAUCUUCAUUUCACAAAUGUUCAUCAAUGUGUCCCAAGCUCAUUAGUAGUUCUCAGUAACAGUAAUCAUGGCCAUGAAAAAUGACUUUUCCUCAAACAUAAAAUAUUGACUUAAAUUAAAACAGAAGGCAGAAAUCUGCACUCAGAUUUGACAAACAUCUGUAGCCAGAGGCAUGUUGACACACCCCAACACACCCCCACUCACACACACAUAUUUAGCAGAGUCAUGCAAGGUGAAAUGAUCAGGUCAGGGGCAGUGAGUGGCUUGUGUAAGAAUUUCCCCAGAGUGAUGUUUCACAAUAUGAGAUCUUAACUGUAUUAGGGAUAAAUGACAGAAAUAUAUUUACAAAAAGAAAAAAAAAGGAAGUGAAAGAAUUUCCUAAA
Molecule: messenger RNA, 3208 nt
Organism: Melanotaenia boesemani (Boeseman's rainbowfish)
Lineage: Eukaryota; Metazoa; Chordata; Actinopteri; Atheriniformes; Melanotaeniidae
Exons: 10
Coding region: 416-2044 (542 amino acids)
Biological process (GO): B cell receptor signaling pathway; intracellular signal transduction; T cell receptor signaling pathway
Cellular component (GO): plasma membrane; membrane raft
Source: RefSeq, a predicted model, not a curated record